GCCGACAACUUAGAGCUCGAAUCACUCGUUCUAUAAAACGUAUUAGGGAAUUUAUUGAACAAAACAAUCACAAUAAAACACGAUUUGAUAAAGAGAUGGCAGAAUUGAGGCGCGAUUUUGAAAGCGCACGGGAGUUCCACACGCAAUUAUAUGAUUUCGCAGACGAAUCCCAAUUACCAACGAUGGACAAGUGGGAAAACGAUCUAACGAACGAUGUUUAUUCGAUCGAAGAAGAAACUGAACUUUAUUUAAGUACGAUUUCGUUGCCCGAGGCAUCACAAACCUCGCAAAUCCAAAGUACCUCGCAAAAUAUGCAAAGUAUGCAGACUCUCACUGAGCCUGAGAUUGAACCUGAGACUAUACCUGUGUCAAGUAUUGAAAAUAACCCAGCAAACGAAAUAACUGAAGCCCCACAAGUCUCUCCCAUUUCAGUAGAAUCUGGUCAAAAUACAAUAAAUACGAAUUUAUCCUCCCCAACAACACCUCGCCCCUUUGACGCAUGGAUAGACGAUUUGGUAGAGUUUAAAGUGUAUAUGAAAUGAAAAUUUCGAUAUCGGGUUUUUUGCAUUUUCUGAAAAUUUGGUCUUUUCCGAUCAUAAAAAUACAAACCUUGUUGAAAAAUUCGAACCAGAAGUUUGUUAAUUUUACGAUUAAAGUUCGCUUUUUCGACUAUCUACUGGCGAAAUUCCUGACAUUCCAUCGCGCGGCCAGUGACGUAUGCAGUAUGACACAGUGCGACCUUUCGAUAUGUAAACACUAUGAAAAUUAUAGCUUCGUCUGGGUAGAAUUGGGUUUUUGAGAGAUUUUGAAGAAAAUUGAAACGAAUCCACUUUCUGUAGACUUCGCUUUCAAUCUAUAGAUACAAUAUAAUUACAACAUGACGAGUUGUAGCGUAUAAGCGGCCGAAAAUUAAAAUUAAAAUGCAAAUUCGAUGAGACAAGAGACUAUAUCUACGUUGUAGGUUUCAGACCGCAUAUUAUGUAGAUAGGCUUAGGCUAUAGCUGAUAUUAAUUAUGGCAAACAUUGUAGUAACUAGUGUAAGCAUAACAUGGAAAUUAAUACUAAAUAUCUACAUUUACUGACAUACCAUAGCAUGAGCAUGGACCAUUCCAAAACUAACAAAUUUUGAAUUGCAUAUAUAUAUAUAUAUAUAUAGCAUGGUAAAAUACGAUAGGGUAUUAAAAAGGACUUUACUUAUAAUAUAGCUGCUUCUAAUGAUGGGCUCUACUUCAGUACUUCAUUAUAUUCUUUCACUCACAACCGUUCGUUAAGUUCACAUUGAGAAUCUAUUACAUGUAGUUGCGUGUUUUUGUACACGAAAUAGACCAGAAUUUGAGCCUCUAGAAAACCUCGGCAAGAAACGCGUGCAUGUUUUGCGCGACAGGCUGAUAGCGCGUCUACCGACGUGACGAAACUCACACCAGCACUCGCACGCAAUCUUGUUUGCAUCUGUACUAUAUCUACUGUAACCCUAUAAAGCAGUGCAGUCAGUUUUUAUGCAUUUACUAUGCAUGCUGGAAGUGGUCUGCAAUUCUCCCAUCCCAGCAUGCCACUACUGCUCGAAGAUAUCUAAUUAAUCAAACAGUGAGUCGUUAAUUUCAUGUUUGCAAAUACUACUAAAGAAGUUACUUAUGUAUGGUCGAAAUAUAUAUAAGAUUUGCCUACCAAAACCCAAGGCUAAGUCAAAUCACUGUUAUUACCCAUUAGUUAUUACCCAUUACCCAAAGAUAAAUUACAGACAUACUGUAUAACAAAGAAUACAAGAUAUCGUUUAGAAUACAAAUAUAUACAAGAAAUAGUGAUAUUUAAUUAUCUUGGGUUCUGCUUGUUGGCUUAUGAUACUUUUUCCCUGACUUUAUAUUAGAGAAAAGCCCCUGCGUCUCUAGUAGGCUACUGUUCGAUGGGUGACGACUAUUAUCAUAUUACAACAUAUAGGCUAACAUAACACUAAUCUUGCAGAACUAGUAUGGUUCCAUGCUGAAUUAAUAUAAACGAGUAUGUUUAUGACAUUCAGUAUAUAGUUCAUAAUUUUCAGUCUUAAUCAGUAAAUCCGUCUGACCGUGUAGCUCAGUUGGUAGAGCGUCGAUCUAGUAAUUCGAAGGUCGCGGGUUCAAGACCCAGCCGCGGCAGACAAUAUCUUUCUGCUUGGCCAGUUGCGCGGGUAUGGAAAUUAUGAAAUACACACUCGAGAACAUUUUCAACUUUUCAACUUAGUGCAUAAUCCCAGUGCUGUGUGAUGCAUUCUGCGUCCUUGUCCUCGAACGUAAAUUUGUCAAUGCACUCCAAAAUUUCCUUACAGCAUCUAUAUUCUCUAGCGUCCUGCAAUAAUUCGUCACUACAAUGUCCACAUGAGCACCUUAAAAUAAACUCGCAUAUCAGACGAAACAGGGUAAUAAAUAGUCGAGGAACGGGUUAAUAUAAUAUUACUUUUAUGACUUUACUUACCAUGAAUUAACAGCUACAUUUUUCUUAAAUCUCGCCUCAAGAGUAUCAUGAAGAAUGCCGUCUUCGUCCGUUUGGUCUUCCUCGUAGUCACUAUAUGCGACUAGCUCAAAUUGAUAUGGCUGAACAACAGACGAUUGCUCAGCGAUGUCCUCAUUACCUGUUGACCCUUCUGUCUCUGUCUGUGAUUCAAAGCUUUCGUUAUCGGACAUUUUUAUAGCGAAAUAUAAAGGCAACUGUCUGAUGUUCGUGUUAUUUUGUUGUUUUCGUAUAGUGAAACACUUCGGCGUGUCAUACUGCAUACGUCACAAGGCCCGGAACUCUAGGUACCAGUCUUUCGCCAGUAGAUAGUCGAAAAAGUGAACUUUAAUCGUAAAAUUAACAAACUCCUGGUUCGAAUUUUUCAACAAGGUUUGUAUUUUUAUGAUCGCAAAAGACCAAAUUUUCAGAAAAUGCAAAAAACCCGAUAUCGAAAUUUUCAUUUCAUAUACACUUUAGCCCAAAUCAUCUCAAAGUGUUUCUGUAGCUGACGCACUUUAUAAACUAGAAGCGAGUAAAGAUAUACCGACCAUUAAACUUCCCACUAUUCAAAGGAAACGCGCUCUUCUAUGCCGAUUUUAUUGAUCGAUUCAAGAUUCAUAUUCAUGACAAACCGCACUUGACAGAUGACAUGCAAAUGAUUCAAUUAAAAAUGCACGUUACCGGAGACGCAGAACGCGCGAUUUCGGGACUUGGGUCCAAGGGUGUUAUAUAUGCGAGUGCGACAGCAUUAAAGAUUUUAAAGGAACAAUUUGGACAGCCAAGUACCAUAGCUCGUUCUUUGGUAAAUCAACUUACCAAGGGAGACAAGAUUCAACGUAACGAUAGAAGCGCGCUUCGAGAAUUUUCCAUAGACUUAGUUAAUUGCGUAGCAACCAUGCACCAAGUCAAGUACUUCGCUGACGUCAAUGCCAGUGACAAUCUCCGAAAGAUAGUAAUGAGAUUACCGGAUUAUUUCGUUCAGAAAUGGAAAGGCGUAGUAAUAGAUAUUAGAGAGAAACAAAGAUCUCCUACGAUUUCCUACGACCGUUUUAAGUGUCCCACGUUUGGAUCGUCCGUGGUUGAAAUAAUUUGCAUACCUUCGAAACAUCGACUUCUCGCAUAAAGCUGGUCCAAUUGAUCUUAUCUUAAGUGUCCAGUUCAGUCAUUUGCACGCAGAAGAUGAAGUACGUCAAGGCCGUCAAUUUGAGCCUGUUGGGGGAAAAAACAAAGCUAGGAUGGUUUGUCAUCGGUUCUGAUAGUUCACAGAAAACGUCCAAAGUAUGUUCAAUAAGUUUUGUCCAACCCGUCAACCUAGAGAAAUUCUACGAGUUUGAAACCCUCGGAAUCCAAGCCCCCCAAUGUCAUUGUCCACAGAUAGCUAUGUCAUCUGACGACAGAAGAGCCAUCAAGUUAAUGGAGAACUCCUGUAAGCAGCAAGGAGGGAGAUAUGUCAUUGGACUUCCUUGGAAGAAAGAUAACAAUCUUUUGCCUAACAAUUAUUGUCUCGCUGAGAAAAGAUUGUUUUCUCUGGAAAGAAGCCUGAAAAGAAACGAUGUUAAGCUAAGGCUAGUCUGUACAACCAAGUUAUUAAUGAGUACGAGAGAAACGAUUGGUCGUGUCAGUUGUCACAAGAAGAAGUAGAGGCCAAAGAUAAACCAAAAUAUUACCUGCUUCAUCACGGAGUUUAUCGACCAGAGAAGAAAAGUACGCCUUUGAGAGUAGUAUUCGACCCUGCCUGCCAAUAUCAAGGAGUAUCAUUGAAUUCGUUUCUCUACAAAGGUCCUUGUCUUAUUGGAAAUCUACUUGGAGUGUUAUUGCGCUUUAGAGAAGAUCUUGUUGGCCUUGUUGGCGAUAUAUCGAAGAUGUAUUUGCAGAUUUGCCUGCCCGAAGAAGACACGCUUGUCCACCGAUACUUAUGGAGAGAUUUAGAUGAAAGUCGAGACCCGACAGUUUAUUACGCACUCCAAAGAGUCAUGUUCGGAGAUAAACCAUCGCAAGUUAUGUUAUGAUCAAGAUUGCGUAUGAGAAUGAGUCCAAUGUCCUCGAGCUGCCGUGAUUCUCAAACGUGAUCGAUACAUGGAUGAUCUUAUUCAUUCAACAAACACGCAGGAAGAAGCAGAAAAGUCCAAAGGCGAAGUCGACGACGUGUUAGCUACGGGGAGUUUUAAGAUAAAGGAAUUAAUGGUUUGUUUCGUCUUCCGUUCAAGAAAUGCAAGCUGAGAACGUUUCUAGUCCUGAAGAAGAAAAUCCUGAUUUCAAAGAUAACGUGAUAGGUGUAAAUAGUGAAUGUACAACGACAAAGAAUGUCAACCUACACUGCGAAGAAGGAGUCAAAACCUUAGGAGUCAAUUGGAAUCCACAGACUGACAAAUUCAGUUUCUCAGUAAAGGAAAUAAAGAUAGAAACGUUAACGAAGAGAACAGUUCUGUCGAGAAUUUCACGUUUGUUUGAUCCACGUACUUGGAUUGGCUUCUGUAGUAACUAUCAAAGCAAGAGUCGCUCUCCAAGAAAUCUGGAAAGCAACGAAGUAUGACUGGGACGACCCACUGCCUGAAGAAAUACGCACUUUAUGGUACAAACUUUUCCGAGAAUUGGAAAGUUUAAACUCGAUUACAAUUUCGCGUUGUUUACGUCCUGAUAAAAUUUGUGGUUCAUCCGAGUUGCAUGUAUUCGCUGAUGCCAGUGCCACAGCUUAUAGAGCGGUUGCAUAUCUGCUCUGGCCCACCACAGAAAGUCCUAAAGUUAAUCUCAUCGCCUCAAGAAAAGAGUUGUUCCUUACGUCCACGGUUAGAGCUUAUGGCAGCACUGGUUGCUUCAAGAUUGGCAAGUACCAUUUACAACGAGUUUAAAGCGAAGCCAGAUGUAGUUAAACUGUGGUCCUAUUCGAAGAUCGUUUUGCAUUGGUUACGAUCCGAUUCUGCAUUGUUGAAGGCAUUCGUUGGAGUUCGGGCAGUUGAAAUCCAGUCAACAUGGGAAUCAAGUCAUUGGCGUUAUGUUCCUUCUGGUCUGAAUCCUGCCGACGAUUUAAGUCGAGGAACUGAUGUUAAAAAUAUGUAUGAUCGUUGGUUCCAAGGACCGGCGUUCCUGCAAUUGCCAAACAGCGAGAGGCCAAGCGAAAGUGUGGAGACCAUUCAGAAUCAUCCAGAAAGAAAGAAAUCCAAAAUCCUGGGGAGUUUCAAUCCUGAUGUCCCGUGCAUAGAUCCAAAAAUCUUUUCAAAUUGGCAACGAUUGGUCAGAAUUACAGCUUACUAUACAAGCGUUACGAUCCCAACGACUUACAACCCCUUACCCAUAACCUUACCCUUUGUAAGAGAGACACGCGAGAGUAAAGAGACGGUUUAAAGGACGGAUAGUUAGAGAGAUUAACGCAAAGUUGAAUGUUUGAGUCAAGUCCUACAGGGAUCUACCCUUCAGGGAGAAAUGUUUAAUUGUUUUAUAUGUUAUAUAUAUAUUUGUAGUAUUUUGUUAUUAGUCAAUUUUACCAUGUUAUGUCGCGAAAAUAUGAUUGGAAUGCAUGUGUCUUUAUACUUGUACUAGGUAACUUUCAUUUUGUAUAGAAUACAUUAUCUCAUUAAAUAUUAAAAGAAAUCCCUGUUCGUCUCAAUAAACCAGUCAGUACCAACCAACGGGUGACCUUCAUUUUUCAUUUUGUUCAUAUAUCGAUAUGUAAUAGAUUGGUUACUCCUACAAUUAGUGUAGAUAAACACAUGACUACAAUACAUGGAAGAGAACAUAUAAACACUUUGUUCAUUGUUAAAUGGAAAUCGCGUUUACGUUUAAAUAUAGACCAAUCACUCAACCAAUCAAUCAAGAAAAGAAUUUAUAUUAGCUUUAUAUUAAUAUAAUUAGCAAAACAAUCCGGGAGGUUGCAAUUUCAAUCGGGCAUAGGAAAAAACAUGCACGCACUGGACUCAUAUAGACUCAAAAUUCGACUGAAAAAAUUUUCAUAGGCUUGAUUUCAAUGUGAAAAUUCGCAAGAAACAUUCAUAAAACAAUCGCGCGCGCGUGGUUGGCAUGUCUCCCGACAACUUAUCCUUUACUAGUUAAUUAAAUACGCCUUCGCCCAUUUAGUACUACUAAAUUGUAAAUUUCGACAUACUAAAACGCUGUUUUCUGACCAUCAGAACUCUGUCAAAUCUUCCCCAAAAUCCAAGAAAUGGUAUUUCAGAGACUGGCUAAAUUUAAGAUUUUCCUCGGUCCUUUGGCCCUCGAUCGCUUUCAGCCACCCCAAUCAAAAUGAGCUUCUUACGGCACUGGUUAAUGUGUCGCUGAAUGACUGAUUGUGAAUACUUUAUUCCUAAUAUACCGUUGUUAUACCUUUUAUUCAAUUUAACGUUUGUUGUAUUUGCAGUUUUACAAUUAAACAAAACUAAUUGGGUGCGCCUAUGUGUACGUACUUUGUUUCCUGCUUUUCAGUUUUUAUCUUGUUUGAAGUGGCCCCUCCUCAUUUUUUUGGAUAUUAAUGAGUAUGAAAGUCCAGAGAGGCUAACAUUUAAACAACAGAGAGCGACGACAUCAACUGAUCAUCUGAGCGUAUGCGUUCCUUUUGGCUUCCGGUUGACUGAGUUGGAGUUUUGGUGGUGAGUCGGGUGUCGUGGGUAAUAUGUCUUACGUGGUGGAUAAAAAGUAGUGCAUCGUGGAUAUCAUUAUGAUUUAUUUUUUUAUUUAUUUUCUGAUUCGCCCAAGAUGUUGGAAUUACACAUAAAAGAAAUAAAGUAUUCACAAGAGAUGGGCUAUAUAUAAGGGCUAUAUAUAUGCCAUAUGGCUUUUGUUUUAGGCCCCUAUAGGUUAUAAAUUUAAACUAAUUAGCAGAAUAAUAUGCAGCAUCUGCUAUCAGUUCGCGUGCUUUUAGGAGAAAGGAAAAAUAAUAGUUAAAUAUUAUAUAAUAUGAUAGUAAGCUAUAUUUACAAUUCAAUUUUUGAUUUAUAAUUUUCCUAUACUUACAGGAAUAUGUUAUUCUAUUAAAUUUAGAUCUGAGAAGUACUUUGAUGAUGUCUCUUCAAUGUAAGGUUUGGAGAUAAAUCUGCAACAUAUAUUACUAGGGCCUGUUAACAAAUUAUGUUAUGGAAUUUACGCAUGUAAGAUGGCGACUUCAGGCAUUGGCUAAACAAACAGUUUGACUAAAUGAUUGUAUGGAAAUCUUGUCUUGUAUUUACUUUCGUUGAAAUUUAGUACAGUACAGUUUUGAACGAGUGAAAGAGAGCUUUAACCUUCCGAGCAAUUUGAUGAAAAUAUGAAGCACUUGCAGAGGCGCUAAAGAAUCUUCCUUGAAAAAAUUCGGCGGCAUGCAUGCAACUGUGCAGUCUGGCUCGAUUCACUUUAAACAUGGAUAAAAUACACUGGUAUUGUUUAAUUCACAACGUCCUUUCUGACCAUAGCGUCAAAGUGUCAAACCCCCAAACUAUUGAUAAGUAAAUAAAAGUAAAUUAUUCACUUACGUUGACCAGGAGAGGAGAAAUGCACAUGAAAGGAGAAAAAAUAUUGCCGUGUCCAUCUUCGAAAUGAACUUUAAUUCUAGAUCUGUUGGCUUUGCUCGUCAACACCCUAUAUAUUCAGCCAACUGGAACUAAUACAAUACGAUUGACGGAAUUCAUGGUAAUACGAUAGUAAUAUUCUGUCAACAUGGCUGAACGCAAACUAGCGGACGCGGAUCGGCGGACGCAGACUGGCAGACGCGGACUGGCGGGAAAAAGUUUAAUAUCAUUGAAAAUAACUUUAAAAAUAAAUAAAUAUAAUAAUAUUAAUAAUAUUAUUAAUAUUAUAGUUAAUAUUAAUAAUAUUAAUAAAAUCGUUUUUCUUCUUCACAUUAUGUGACAACCGAAUUCAAUAAUUGUUAAAUAUGCUUGUGAUGUUACUCUGAGUGUAUAUCCACACCGGGCAAGCUUGAAAAAUAUGCCUGACCACGGUGGGAAUCGAACCUACGACCUUUGGAAUGCUAGCCCAAUGCUCUGCCAACUGAGCUACGUGGUCUGAUCGGUUCGAGUAUAUGAUAUUUCGGAACAGAAUCUAGUUCCUUUGAUAUCAAUGUAAUCUAGUAAUAAUGAUAUUUUCUGUGUUGGUGCAAUGUACUCAGGUGAAUAAGAUGCUUGUGAUGUUACUCUGAGUGUAUAUCCACACCGGGCAAGCUUGAAAAAUAUGCCUGACCACGGUGGGAAUCGAAUUCUGUUCCCAAAUAUCACAUACUCGAACCGACCAGACCACGUAGCUCAGUUGGCAGAGCAUUGGGCUAGCAUCCAAAGGUCGUAGGUUCGAUUCCCACCGUGGUCAGGCAUAUUUUUCAAGCUUGCCCGGUGUGGAUAUACACUCAGAGUAACAUCACAAGCAUCUUAUUCACCUGAGUACAUUGCACCAACACAGAAAAUAUCAUUAUUACUAGAUUACAUUGAUAUCAAAGGAACUAGAUUCUGUUCCGAAAUAUCAUAUACUCGAACCGAUCAGACCACGUAGCUCAGUUGGCAGAGCAUUGGGCUAGCAUUCCAAAGGUCGUAGGUUCGAUUCCCACCGUGGUCAGGCAUAUUUUUCAAGCUUGCCCGGUGUGGAUAUACACUCAGAGUAACAUCACAAGCAUCUUAUUAACCUGAGUACAUUGCACCAACACAGAAAAUAUCAAUUGUUAAAUAAUUUCACAAUCACGUGUCAUGUGUUGACACCACGCGCUUUCAUAUAAAAAGAUUCAUUCAUACAGGAUCAAAUAUUUUAAAAGGAAAAUUCCAAACACAUGGUAUUUGCUUAGUUAUUCCACAAAAUAUUCCCGACUUAGUGGAUAGCGUUUGACAAGAAGUGCAUAAAUGAGGAAGUCAGGAAGAUACGGGUCGCGAGACGGGACGUGUGAUCAUGACAUGGCUUCAUUGUCUGUCAGUGCAGAAAAAGCAAAUUUGACGUGCCAUCUUCUUCAAACAGUCAAACGUGUUUUCAGGAAGGCCCAAUCGCUAUUGUCGAAAGAGAAUGCCAUUGUUCCAGCACCAGGAAGCAAUGACAUGGCCUUCAUGGUCAGUGGCGUAACGCAACCGCUGGGGGCCCUCCGUCAAUCGGCCACUUUGGGCCCCUUUGCUCCACUAAAAAUAGGCUGUCGCCAAAAAAUCGGACAUUGUACCAUUUUUCCAUUCGGACAUUGUACCAUUUUCGGACAUUGUACCAUUUUAGGGGUCCAAAAAUUUUUCCGGACAUACCCAAUGAAAUUGCAAUUAAUUCAUUCUAGUAUCUCGUCCUUUACCUCAGCCGUGACGUACUAAAUCCGUCGCAGCUUCGGGAAAUUUCUCGACGGAUUUUGCCUUUUCCAGAGAAUGGUUUUUUUUUAUUCAAUUCAAUUAAUUCAAUUCCCCAGAAAUGUGUUAUCAAAUUUUUUAAGGUCAUUUUUGUCGGGGGCCCCUAAAGUUCGGGGGCCCCCCGUCACUGGACACCCUGACACCCUCCCGUUACGCCACUGUUCAUGGUCGAAAAGCAAACUUCUAAACGGCCCCACUACGUUUAUUUAGAAAAGAAUGGAAAAGUGACAUGCGAAAACUGCAUGAUGGUCGUCUGCCAAAUUGUGCAAACAUACCGUGGCUGUAGCAGAGGAGGUUAAGGCGUCAAAACACACCUCACAAUCUCACCACUUUGGUAACUAUUGAUUCUGGUAAAGGCGUUGUAAAGAAAAGAAACAAGGCGGCAAAGUGGCCAACAAAGGGUGGGCGAAGUGGUAAGAAGUGUCAAGAGGGCACUGUAGUUUUCGACAGGCUCAACCACCACCAACAACAAGAGUAACAACAAGAGCAACAUCAACAGCAACGGCAACAGCAACGACAGCGACAACGUCAACGACAACGUCAACAAAAACGACAACGACAACGACAAUGGCAACACAACAACGACGACGACAGAUUAACUGGAAUACGAUACGGUCAAAGCAAACCAUACCACAAUUUAUACCAACACAUCUGACCACAACAAACUUUACACCAACAACAUUGUGACAACUCCCAGCCAACACGGCAACACCAACAUUGUCUUAAUAUGAACAGCUCCCAUCCACCUGCUUCUCCUGGUUGUCCUAAUUCUCUGUUUAAUUGGUUCAUAUAUGUUGGCCUUCUACAAUUUUGUCCACCUCAAGUGAAUAUCUAUUUCGCAUGUGGACAGGCCCUUAAAUUAAACCUGGAGGAAAUCGGAGGACCCCCUUGCGACUUUGUUAUGGUAUCAAAAACAAAGAGACAAGGACAACACAGAAACUAAAAGGAGCGAGCAGUAAACAUCUAUUUCCAUGUCAAUAGUGCUUGUUUAAAAAGACAGCAUGCAUAUUUUGUAAAGUCAUUUAUGCGAACGCCGACAAGAAUUAGGGAGAUCGAUGCUGACACCAGCUCACAUUCUUCAUCUAAGAGAGUUUGGUUUAAUAUAGUAUAGAAAGUUAUUAUGCAACAAUUAUCCAAAACGCAAGUGGUUUUUUCUUGUUUUCCAUGUAUAAAGUUAUGAUUAUUGAUACAAUAUUGUUUUUAAAAUUAUUAAGGGACCAUUGUUAUGUUCAUUUAUUUAUAUAGUUUCGCAACAUGAGAGCGCUUAUAUGACACUCUCGUUUUAAUCGAACCAGUUGUUUCGUAUCUCUUGAAGGUGAUAAUUGUACAUUAGUUGCAAAAGUCAGUAUAUUCAGACUAAUAUGCGCUGCAAGCAUAUAACACAGAAACGUAGUCAUUCUGUUCAUGCGUUGCGUUAACAGUAUAAAAACACCGCUGUAGGCAAAGUAAAAACGACGAACCGGAAAGUUGCAAAUGAUUGGGGCAUUGGUUACAGGGUUUCAACUUACAUAUUUUAUCAGUUAAUUGGUAACUUCAUGCACUUCAAUUCCAGACAAUGCACUCUCGCGCAUUUUAACAUUAGUUUUUAUUCAAAACUUUACAUAUUCUAUUCAUACUUAUUAAUACAGUAACUUUCUUACACGUAUUUAUUCCAUCCCCCGCCCCGACAACGCCACUGAAAGGAUUCGAAAGCUGGUUUUUGUAAGAUCUUAAUCAUCACGUACCAUCACGCAACAUCCUUUUGACAGCCGGUUUUUAAUUAUCCUGCGUAUCAGUUUUCUUUCCAGUCGUCAAUCGACUGCACGCAGACUGGCACUCAUACGCUGAUGGACUUUGAUGAGCAGGCCAUAACAGAUGAUGAGGAAAUUGUCGACUGUCUCAAUCAGUAUUUUCUACAAUUGGUUCCAAGUUGUCUGAUAAUAUUAUUGAUAAUGGCAUUGAUCCCCUGAGCUUUGUGACUCCUGUAUAUAUUAAAUCAUUUCAUAUUAGAAAGAUUGCAAUACAAGUGGUACUAGAUGCAUUAAACCUGUUAAAACGUAAAAAUCACCAGGCCUAGUCUAGACGGACUUAGUACAAGACUAUUAAAAGAUGCUGCUGCUCUUUAUCGUUGUUGGGCCAUUGCUUAACAUUUUUAAUUUAUUUUUGCAAACGGCUAUAUUUCCCGACGACUGGAAGUUAGCUAACGUUUUUCCAAUCUUUGAAGAAGAAAACAAAAGUGAUUGCGAAUAUUACAGACCAAUUUCUGUUAUUUCUGUUGUUGCAGGAAAUUAAUUUAUCAGCAGUCAAAAAUUGGACUGGACCGUAUAAGGGUUAGCUUACAAUGGUUCAGGUCAUACCUCAAGAAUAGAAAGCAAGUUUGUUCAGCUAUUGGUAUGAUGUCGUGUCGUCAGCAGAGAAAUCAGAUGUGGGUUCCCACAAGGUUCUAACCUUCGCCAUAUUCUAUUUCUCUUGUUCACAAACGAUCUUACAAAUUGUUUGCAAAUUAGGGACCGGAAAUAAAGUAACUGCUAGGGUAGGCUGGAGUGAUUUGGGAUGGGCCAUGGAAAAUCUUUGGCCAGUUUCGAUGGGCCGCCAAUUUUUUUGUAUGUCCACGGUUGGGCAACCAAACAAAAAGCCAUGUUAAUUAUAUAUUACAUAAAGAUAUUAAUAAUAAAAGUAAACAAAACUAUCCAAAUUAUCAAAUGCAAAUGAUGCUAUUGAAGCCAACUGGUACUUUGUUUAUUCAACAACAACAAGUGGUCAAAUCACAGCAGGGGGUUAGCUUACAAUGGUUCAGGUCAUACCUCAAGAAUAGAAAGCAAGUUUGUUCAGCUAUUGGUAUGAUGUCGUCAGCAGAGAAAUCAGAUGUGGGCUCCCACAAGGUUCUAACCUUCGCCCUAUUCUAUUUCUCUUGUUCACAAACGAUCUUACAAAGUGUUUGCAAAUUUAUACCAAAGCCAAACUAUUUGCUGACGGCACAAAUUUUACCUGCGUACGUAGGACCACGGGUAGGACAAAGUCCCGAUGACAUUGAGAUAAAACUUAAUAAGGACCUCGAGAACGUCAAUGGCUGUCGACCAACAAAUUGACGUUAGAUAAAAAGAAAACUGAGUUCAUGAUAAUUGACUCGAGAUGUUAUUGCCCUGCUUCAAUUGUAAAUAGCCCAGUUAUAACCGUAGAAGAGAAUAAUAUUAAACGUGUUUACAAUAAAGAGUCCUUAGGAAUUAUUCUUGAUGAGGAAUUAAAGUGGCACAAACAUAAUGAUGCACAAUGCAAAGAAAUCGAAAGAAAACAUUGCCCUUCUCAAACAAUCAAAGGCAUGAGUUAAUAAAAAUGUACAAUGCUUUUGUUUUGACUCACUUUAAUUAUUGCUCAACAAUUUGGAACGAUGGGUCCUGUCAGUCUGUAAUGUCUGUUGUUGAUAAGCUAUCGAAGUUACAAAGGAGAGCUUAUGAUGUUCGUUCCAAAGAAAUAUUGCAAAAUCUUAAUUGGACACCAAUUGAGCAAUCUUUAACAAAUCGAGAAAUUUUAUGAUAAUGACAUUUAAAGCUCCAACUGGCAGGUUACCGAAUUAUCUUGCAGAACUAUAUACCAAAUGUGAAAGCAAUAGCUGUUCUCUAAGAAGCAACAAUACUAAAUUGAAACUCCCUAAACCUAAAACAAAUUUUCUGACAAGAAGUUUCUCAUACCGAGCUGCAAAAUCAUGGAACGUAGUGAAGUAACUAAUAAAUAAUCUACAGCAAAAAUCAAUAUAUUCUUUCAAACGGCAUUUACAUGCACUAAAUAAUAUUGUAAGAUAGGUCUGCAGCAUAAAUAUAUUUUUAUUAAGUAAUUUACAUAAUAUUGUUAAGAGAGUGUGUGCACGGCCCUUUAAAAAACAGUGUUGUAUGUAUGUUUAACUGAAUAAGCUACCGUGUAUAAAGAAUUUUAUUAAACUAUUUUAAUAGUUUAAAAACUUAUAGAAUACGCUUAAAAUUUGUCAUGUAGUUUGCCAUGAUACUAUUUAGCAUUAUAAUACAGUAUAUACCAGAAGUUAAAGUACCCACUAAGUCAAGAAGAUAUUUGCUGAAUAACUAUAAGCGAAUACAAUUUGUUUGGAAGUUUUCUUUUAAAAUAUUUGAAUGAAUAAAUCUUUCUAUGGAAAGCUCGUGCUGUCAACGCAUGACACGUGAUUGUAAGAUUAUUUUAACAAUUAUUAAAUUCGGUUGUCGCAUGAUGUUAGUAGUAAAGUUUAGAAGAAGAAAUGAUUUUAUUAAUAUUAAUCUUAUUAAUACUAACUAUAAUAUUAGUAAUAUUAUUAUGUUUAUUUAUUUUUAAAAUUAUUUUCAGUAAUUUAAAUUUUUUUCUGCUAGUCCGCGAGUCCGCGUCCGCCAGUCCGCGUUCGCCGAUUCGCGUGCUUGGCAUGUUGGACAUGGUGUGAUAGAUUGUGAUUAAAUUAUGAGCUGCUAAACAACGUGUUAGUGCAAGGCAAAUAGUCUGAUGUCAAGUGACUUCUAGUUAAGUUCCUAAUUUCUAAUUUGAUGUCUGGGUGAGUGAUUGUGAUUAGAUUAAGAACCGCACAACAGGAAUGAAUCUAAUAUCGAUGGGAACACUUUAUCCCAGAACCAAGGUCACAGGGUGUGCCAGAAGUGCUUACAUUAUGAGCUGCAAAACAGGAACAAAAUCUUAAUAAAAGUGUUUCAUUUGCGGAAAAGAUAAUUGCUGUUGAAAAGCCUCAAAUUUAAUAAAAUGCAUAUCCCCGCUGACACCGAAGGCAUGCAUGGGAUGAAAUUAUUAGAGAGCGAUUGCAGCGAAAGGAAAAUUACUCCUAAAAAGCGUACGGUUUGAAAAAAUCGUAUGAUUUUUAGCGCGAUUUUUUUCGCAUUUUAAUUUUUUUGCUUCAGGAGUUUCUUUUUAAUAUUUUGUGAUUUUUAAUAUUUUUCAUGUGAUUUUUUUGUGAUUUUCUAUGUUUUUUUGGCGUACGUGAUUUAGAUCAUGAUUUAAACCGUCAGUUGCAUCCCUAUCAAUCUGAAGCUUUCUUAAUAUGGGCACUAUAUCACUGGCACUGACCGUUCAAGAUUAUCUCGCUGAGUAAAACAGAAUGUUGAAGAUGACACUAACCGGGCCAGUUAGGCUCAAAACCUCUUCUAAUGAAAUUAAAUACUACUAAUUUAACUCAACUAGAACAAUAACUUUGACAAUUUCAAAAUAUAUGCAACCGUAUGUCUAUGUAAUUUUGCAUUUUCCUCGAUAGAAUAGCCUACAAUGUUGAAGAUGUUUUUUUAUAGACUUCAAUAAACAACUCAGUUAUACUGUAUAUAUCAACGUUCUAAAGCAGUGUAAGAGACAUUCAUAAUUCCGACUGUUGGUGUAUUCUUAUUGCUAUAAUUUUUAGAGGGUGAACUGAUUUACGUGGCAAUGGCGGCAUACGAGCGGCAUCAUGAUAUAUAAACUACGUCGUAAAGUAAAGUAAAGUAAAGUAAAGUAAAGUAAAGUAAAGUAAAGUAAAGUAAAGUAAAGUAAAGUAAAGUAAAGUAAAGUAAAGUAAAGUAAAGUAAAGUAAAGUAAAGUAAAGUAAAGUAAAGUAAAGUAAAGUAAAGUAAAGUAAAGUAAAGUAAAGGAAAGUAAAGUAAAGUAAAGUAAAGUAAAGUAAAGUAAAGUAAAGUAAAGUAAAGUAAAGUAAAGUAAAGUAAAGUAAAGUAAAGUAAAGUAAAGUAAAGUAAAGUAAAGUAAAGUAAAGUAAAGUAAAGUAAAGUAAAGUAAAGUAAAGUAAAGUAAAGUAAAGUAAAGUAAAGUAAAGUAAAGUAAAGUAAAGUAAAGUAAAGUAAAGUAAAGUAAAGUAAAGUAAAGUAAAGUAAAGUAAAGUGAAGCUAUAUUUAUCUGUCAACGAUAUCUAAUCAAUGGUAUUAUUAUAAAGGCUUAAUUAUAGGGAAUAGUUUGCAUAUUUCUUACAAAUAUAUUACAAUGUUGUUAUAGGCCAUGUUUUUACUCUGCAUGUAUAGCGUGUUUCGGGGGAAAUGCGGUGAAUGUAUAUAUUGACCAGCCAAACAUGGGGUAAAUGUGUUGACCAGCCAAUAAAAACUAGCUAUUUGCCUACAUCUUUUGAUUGCGUAAUUUAUCAGCUUUCCAUAUAUAUAUAUAAUAGUAUUUCUGUUUUCAUGGGCUAUACAUAGCGUAGCUAUUUUUAACAUGCCAAUAACAAAAAGUAAUAGACCUUUCCCCUUUUGAGUGAAAUUUUGAUCUAGAUAUAUGCCUGGACAAACAUUUCAUCACAGCUUGAAAGAGCAUCACAAAAUUAAAUUAGUCACAUUCCGAAGUUUCGUUGCGAAAUGUUGUAAAAUGCGGAUAAUAUAGCCUUGCGAAUUUCGCCGUUUUGCUGAGUCAUUUUGCAUUACAAACGGGAAGUUGAUAAUCAGAUGAUCAAACUGAUUAUCAAUUUCCCAUUUGUAAUACAAAAUGACUGAAACACGGCAAACUUCGCAAGGCUAUAUAUUGUCCGCAUUUUACAACCGAUUUCGCAACGAAACUUUGGAAUAUUACUAAUUUUGUGAUGCUCUUUCAAGCUGUGAUGAAAUAACAUUGCCCAUGGCAUAUCUAGAUCAAAAUUUCACUCAUAAGGGGGGAAAGGUCUAUUGGCUUACUAAUAAUUUUAUCCUUUCAAGUCCACUUAAAAUUUCCUGUCGGUUUUUGUUUUGAAUGUGAACUUGAUUGUCCUUCUGCGAUCGUGAAGUCGAAAAACAUGUUUUGUGAACGGCAUCUGCAAUUGUGAGAUGUGCGCGCGUUUCCGGUUAACCCCAAUAUAACUCCAAUUCAUUGGCUAAUGAUACUAUAGGGGAUACACCAAAUCUACGACGCGGACGUUGUUGAAUGUUGUUGGUAAACAAAGCCAGAGUUAGAGACACGAGAAAAACAAAGCUAGUAAAACUAGUCUCCAAUUAUUAGUGACUGUUUUUUUAGUCGCGUCCGCGUCGCAGAUUUGGUGCAUCUAAGCAUCUUAAGCUCCCUGUAAUAGACUCCUUUGGUGCGCCGAAACGUUUGGCUAGCUCGUCGCCAAAAAGCAACAAGCAAGGGCAACCGGUUCCUUCGGUUUAUUAUAUAGGCUGGAAAAUUUUGGUUUUACUGUAACGCUGGUUUUAUUUGCUUACAGCUAGUAUUCGGCGUAGGGCACCCACCGUGGGGUCCAGAAUGCCCAGUGCAUCGAUAGUAUGUAUGUCACAACGAUGUUUUUGUGCUAGUAGGCGUUAUCAGUAACUCACGAAAUGUCUUUAUCAAGCCAAAUGUGGUUUUCUGGAUAUAGUCUAGGACCUGUAUAUGAGUUUGUAUGCAUUUCAUUUAGGACAGAUAAUCUCAACUGUUUUAGGGUAAGUUGACCAUGACGGUCAACAUGGUAACGCUGCCCGAACCCCAAUCCGGGGCGAAACGUCCGAAACUGACCACACCCAAAAACGACGCUUUCGCCAUACUGCUAUCUACCAAACCAUAAAAGCUUUGGCUAUUCUGAGGUGCUUAUAUGGUUCAGAGAUGGUACUUUUGGGGGUGGUCAUUGGUAUGUGUGAAAUGCCUAGCACUAAUAUUUCACAAGAAAAUGGCCAUGCAAUAAUCAUAGUUAAACGUCAAUUUGUGGCUUGCAAAUUCAGAUAAACAGCAGUGGACUUACAUUACCUUUUUUCCUAAAUCUUUUUGAUAGAAACAUAAAUGGUACUUAUUUAAAUAUAUUAUCACUGGUUUGGUGUAAAAUAGUUAAUAUUUUCUGACCGAAAUAAUAAUUUGAAAUGGGCCUACCACCUGCAAAUGCGUCGACGUAUUUGGCCAAGUUCUCCUCUUUACUCCGCUGUUUACGGGCGAUCUCGUUGACAUCCUACAUCCUGUAAAUCAUCUCAGACAUAAUGGUAUCAAGAACAUUUUAAACAAGUUUCAACUUGGUUUCAAGUAGGUCAUACCUGUUUAACCAUCGACAAGGUAAAUCCAUAACUUUGUCCAAAUUCGGCGCCAUUUUGUCAUCCCAUGUCGCUUGUUAACAGUUCAGCCUUGUUACUCUUCCAUCCAAGCCGUUUCCAUUCCACUAAUAAUAAAUUUAACCCUUUAUAACAGGAGGAAACUAAAAAAUCUAAACAAAAUACAAGAAAUACGCCAUUUUAUCACGCUGUAAAAUGUUGUUUACGAGUCCUUCAAAACAUUUCGUACAAAUCUCGCGUGGUUUAGCAACAGGAACGUGACAGGGGGGGGGGGCGUUAGAGACUUGUAAAAUGAAAGGAAAGCCCACACAGUAUGGUAAAACCAACAAUCAACAUUUAAUUUGUAUGUCUUUUUCAUAUUAUUAAAUAGUAAUAUGUAUAUAUUUGUCGCUACAAGAAAUAAAACAAACAUUUGUAUGAUUGUAUUUAGCUUUAGUCUAUUUCACGCAGCCUUCUUCUAUCUUCGUGAAAUAAUACACCCCCUCCUGUCACGUCCCUGUUACUUUGUCACGCGAUAUUUGUACGGAAUGUUUUAAAAGACUCGUGAGCAAAAUUUUACAUGGUGAUAAAAUGGCGUAUUUCUUAUAUUUUGUUUAGAUUUUUAGUUUCCUCCUGUUAUAAAGGGUUAAAUUUAUUAUUAGUGGAAUGGAAAUGGCUUGGAUGGAAGAGUAACAAGGCUGAAUUGUUAACAAGCGACAUGGGAUGACAAAAUGGCGCCGAAUUUGGACAAAGUUGUGGAUUUACCUUGUCGAUGGUUAAACAGGUAUGAUCUACUUGAAACCAAGUUGAAACUUGUUUAAAAUGUUCUUGAUACCAUUAUGUCUGAGAUGAUUUACAUUUUUUGUAGGAUAUCGACGAGAUCGCUGAUAAACAGCGGAGUAAAGUGGAGAACUUGGCCAAAUACGUCCAUUUGCAGGAGGUAGGCACAUUUCAAAUUAUUAUUUCGGUCAGAAAAUAUUAACUAUUUUACACCAAACCAGUGAUAAUAUAUUUAAAUAAGUACCAUUUAUGUUUCUAUCAAAAAGAUUUAGGGAAAAAGGUAAUAUAAGUCCACUGCUGUUUAUCUGAAUUUGCAAGCCACAAAUUGACGUUUAACUAUGAUUAUUGCAUGGCCAUUUUCUUGUGAAAUAUUAGUGCUAGGCAUUUCACACUUACCAAUGACCACCCCCAAAGUACCAUCUCUGAACCAUAUAAGCACCUCAGAAUAGCCAAAGCUUUUAUGGUUUGGUAGAUAGCAGUAUGGCGAAAGCGUCGUUUUUGGGUGUGGUCAGUUUUGGAUGUUUCGCCCCGGAUUGGGGUUCGGGCAGCGUUACCAUGUUGACCGUCAUGGUCAACUUACCCUAAAACAGUUGAGAUUAUCUGUCCUAAAUGAAAUGCAUACAAACUCAUAUACAGGUCCUAGACUAAAAAUCGAGAUGUCGUUCGGCUAUACAUAACUCGGCCGGAAACGGACUGGUGCGAGAAAAACAAAUCGUCAAGAAUAGUGUGCUGCCUUCGGCAGCAAUAAUAAUAAUAAUGAUGGUAUUUAUAUAGCGCUUAUACAUUGCUGUCCUAAGCGUUGAGAUUGCAUGUUAUAAUGGAUACAAUACAAACAUAUUAAACAAAUUCUGAUUCAGUGAUUCGAUUAACAUUCUGAAAACCUACCUUACUAGCUGAAUUUUCUUGCCAAAUUUGAAAUUAUUAGCUAUGGUGAAACAAGAAUAAGAAUUGAUGAGAGUUGGCAGUCACACAUUGGUAGAACUUACAGGGGGCAUUUCAAGCUCUAGAUUAACAAAAUAAAGGUUUGAUGAAUUCCAACUAUGUUUUUACAUAGAAUACAUGAGAGUGAUUGGAAAACAUUAAGAACAGCUAACCAAGAUCGUGUGACUGCCAACGCUCAUACACUUUCAUCUUUGUUUCAUCUGGGGUUUAGUUUGAGAACCAUAUUAUCACAGAUGAAGUAUAUACCAGGGGCCGGUUGUACGAAUGGUGGAUAAGUCCUAUCCAAUGGAUAAAUCUCCUAUCCAAUGGAUAAAUCUCCUAUCCAAUGGAUAGCUAUCUGCCGAAUAAAAAUGCGUUGUACGAAGCACAGAUAGCAGGGUGGAUAGCCAUCCGUCGGAUAACCUUAAUUUUAACCGAAGAAAACCGGAUUUUCCUGAAAUUUCUUAUCUCUACGCCAGCUGUUGCUAGGUAUAUGUAAACUUUUGUUGUAGUAUCUUCGUAUAACUUGUGAAUUCCACUAACCUUUGAACUAUCAACUUGCAAUAAAGGUUUUUUGUUCAUGUUCAUAUUUUGGAUUUUUCCUCGUCUAAUCGUUGCCAAACUUCGUUUUCCCACAGUGAAGAGUUUGCUAUCUACUUAUCGAUAUUUCUUUAAAAGAUUUUUGGCUUCUUUAUGCGAAGGCAAUAGCAAAGACUGCAAGUUUUGUUUUCUUGUUUCAGUACGUUGAUUCAGUUUUAUUUUAUAUACUGUCCGAAUAUUUGUUCUUUGACCUUUCACGUCAUUCAAAACAAUUUUAAGAACAUUUUCUCGCAAGAUUUGAUUGCUGAUCAAGGCCAGCGAACAAAAUUUUUUGACUUUUGGUGCCUUGUUGUCUAUUUAUAUGCAGCUAUAUUUGUUUGGCGUUGAAGGGAAUUCAUUUAAUGAAAGUUUUGUUGCUUGUUUUCGAGCUAUAUAACAGGAAAAAAAGAAGGGAAAAGGCCAGAAAACGUAACGCCUAAGCACUGACACAGGUCUGCAUAAAAUAUGGCAAAGUCAUGGCAUUAUUUAAUGGGCAAGUGACUCAAAGUGAGCUCGGUACGUCAAGAGCAAGAGAAGUCAUAAGUAAGUUUCCAUGUUUAUUUAGUGUCAAAAAAGUGACUCUAAACGGUAUUUGUCCAUUUCUAUCACAAUAGCAAUCCUUUUUAAAUGAAAUACACAUUGUUUUGUCUUCAAACUUCUAGUUUAUCUGCCGGAUAGUGGAUUUAAACUACCUUUGGACCUCGGAUAAAUUUAUCCAACGGAUAGUGCAUUUUAUCUGUUGGAUAGCGCUAUCCAAGUUUCGUACAACACGAUUUUCACUCUGGAUAAAAUUUAUCCGCUGGAUAGGGACUUAUCCACCAGAUAGCGAUUUGUCCACCUUUCGUACAACCCGCCCCAGAUGUUUAACUUAAUAGGACUUCGUGUCCUCAAAUUUCCCUAGAUGUACACGUCAUGCUCACGCCAUGACACUUGCUAGGAAGAUGGCGUCCUGGAAAACAUGAACUUUUGCAUUUUAUUGCAGCUUUUUUGGAUCGAAAUUUAUGGAUUAAACAAUCAAGAGCAUCAUUUGUUCAAUGUUCAAAGUUGUUAAAAGCAAUUAAAGUUGUGGGAAAGGUGUUGAAAGCAUUUUGAAAGCAAUGACGUAUUACCAAAUGACGAAUUGUCACGCGAGCGACACUUGCUAGGAAGAUGGCGACCGUGGGACAACUUUUUUACUGAAGUUACACAUCUGUUCUUACUUAAUCUAUGAUAUUAUUUAAUAUCUGAAAUAACCCCAUGAAAACAAAAGUAUUUACUUGUUUUGUAGAAAAAUCGGGAACUCUUUGAAUUGGUCACUAUUUUACGAGAUGACCUUGCUGAAUGUGAACACCAUAUCAAAGAGUUGGAGUCAACAUUAGCCAGUAAAAAAGAUGAUCUAGCUGUAAAAGUUAACCAGCUGACGAAACAGAACAUGAAACUUGGGCGAUCAAUGCAAGCCAAGCAGGUUUUCUCAGAAAAAAUACUGAAGGAGAACAAGAGGCUGAAUGAACUUGUCAAUCAGCAAAAAGAAUUGCUAGUUGAUGGACAAGCCAUUGAGGAUAAAAUGAAUGUGAGUUGUAUUGAAUAAAACUAUAAUAGGGGCUUGAUUGGUGUAGUUU
Messenger RNA from Paramuricea clavata, 21498 nucleotides. Lineage: Eukaryota; Metazoa; Cnidaria; Anthozoa; Malacalcyonacea; Plexauridae. The record is from the annotation of a GenBank genome assembly.